This is a messenger RNA of Talaromyces rugulosus, 279 nucleotides long. RefSeq lists its product as uncharacterized. The transcript has a single exon. Bases 1 to 279 code for a protein of 92 amino acids. The record is from RefSeq and is a predicted model, not a curated record. Lineage: Eukaryota; Fungi; Ascomycota; Eurotiomycetes; Eurotiales; Trichocomaceae.
AUGACUGGUGUUCGAGAGGCCUUGGACCGCGCGCGGAACAGCAACGACGGCCCUAUUGACUCCCAGACGAGCGCCAUACUCGAGGCAGCGAUCCAGGAACUCUGGAACAAGAUACAGGCACAGCCCAACAGCUAUGUCUUGACUCCGGACGAAUUCGCGCUUUUCAACUAUUUUCGAAAGCGCUUCGGCAGUUCCGCUGUUGCUCGAAAGGCCGUCGAACGGUACUGGAACAGCUUUCAUGGAGAUGCCGCUAGCGUUCAAGGGAACUGCACCGCAUGA